Messenger RNA from Rhinolophus ferrumequinum (greater horseshoe bat), 1667 nucleotides. It is a transcript of the gene SNW1, whose product is annotated as SNW domain containing 1. Gene Ontology annotation, cellular component: spliceosomal complex. Gene Ontology annotation, biological process: mRNA splicing, via spliceosome. The record is from RefSeq and is a predicted model, not a curated record. NCBI's taxonomy places the organism in Eukaryota, Metazoa, Chordata, Mammalia, Chiroptera, Rhinolophidae.
AUGCGGAAAAGACAAGGGUUAGCCUUAGAAAAAUCUGUAUCACAGAAGGUUGCUGCAGCCAUGCCAGUUCGAGCAGCUGAUAAACUGGCUCCUGCUCAGUAUAUCCGAUACACACCGUCUCAACAAGGAGUGGCUUUCAACUCUGGAGCAAAACAGAGGGUUAUUCGGAUGGUGGAAAUGCAGAAAGAUCCAAUGGAGCCUCCAAGGUUCAAGAUUAAUAAGAAAAUACCCCGAGGACCACCUUCUCCUCCUGCACCUGUCAUGCAUUCUCCUAGCCGAAAGAUGACUGUGAAGGAACAACAAGAGUAGAUUCCUCCUUGUAUUUCAAACUGGAAAAAUGCAAAGGGUUAUACAAUUCCAUUAGACAAACGUCUGGCUGCAGAUGGAAGAGGACUGCAGACAGUUCACAUCAAUGAAAAUUUUGCCAAACUGGCUGAAGCCCUCUACAUUGCUGAUCGGAAGGCUCGUGAAGCUGUGGAAAUGCGUGCUCAAGUAGAGAGAAAGAUGGCUCAAAAAGAAAAGGAGAAGCAUGAAGAGAAACUUAGAGAAAUGGCCCAGAAAGCCAGGGAAAGAAGAGCUGGGAUCAAAACCCAUGUGGAAAAAGAGGAUGGGGAGGCACGUGAGAGGGAUGAAAUCCGGCAUGACAGGCGAAAAGAGAGACAGCAUGACCGGAAUCUUUCCAGGGCAGCUCCUGAUAAGAGGUCCAAACUACAGAGAAAUGAAAAUCGAGAUAUCAGUGAGGUGAUUGCUCUUGGUGUGCCCAAUCCUCGGACUUCCAAUGAAGUUCAGUAUGAUCAGAGGCUCUUCAACCAAUCCAAGGGUAUGGACAGUGGUUUUGCAGGUGGAGAAGAUGAAAUUUACAAUGUUUAUGAUCAAGCCUGGAGAGGUGGUAAAGAUAUGGCACAGAAUAUUUACAGGCCCAGUAAAAAUCUGGACAAGGACAUGUAUGGUGAUGACCUAGAAGCCAGAAUAAAGACCAACAGAUUUGUUCCCGAUAAGGAGUUUUCUGGUUCAGACCGUAGGCAAAGAGGUCGGGAAGGACCAGUUCAGUUUGAGGAAGAUCCUUUUGGUUUGGACAAGUUUUUGGAAGAAGCCAAACAGCAUGGUGGCUCUAAAAGACCCUCAGAUAGCAGCCGCCCCAAGGAACAUGAGCAUGAAGGCAAGAAGAGGAGGAAGGAGUAGACAUUUCUCUCUUCAAAGUGAAUGGACUGUUAUCCAUAACCCUAAUGACACAGGUCAUGUGGGGGAACACUUUCUAACUGGCCAGGAUAAAAACCAAAUCUGGGUGUCAGACCCCAGUGCAACUUUUUCUUAUGGGAGAAAGGGAGGGAAUGGAUCAUUCUACUUUGAACUAUUUAGUUUUUUUUAAAGAGUGGGUUGUGUUUGUGCUUCUCCCACCUCUUGGCAUUUAUAGAACAUACUACCCCACACAUGAAAUUAAGACCACUUCCUUUUGUGUGAUCUUAGUAAUUUGGGGUUAAGACUUUGUGUAAGAAUGACUACUUAUGGAUGAAGUUUUCCCAAACACAGUGAGAAGGAUGUUCACAUUGGAACUGUCCUGCCAAGCGAUGUUUUCCCCUACUGUGUUCUGUUUCAGUUUGAAGUGGGGAAGAGUCAGCUCUUGCUUGGUGCAACUAUUUGUUUCAAAUAAAAACAUUUAGACAAAA